AUGCCUCGGGCGGUCCAUGCGUCGGCGCUGGUGAGCGCGCCGGUGCUUGCGUGCUAUGGGACGGCAAGCACGGUUGCGCUCGCCGCUGUGCUUCUCAAGGCGGGCCUCGAGCAGCCCGACUACUUUGCCGCGGCGGCGUGGAUUACGAACAGCAACGGAUGCUUCCUAGUGCUGCUCAACUUUGUCGGUUUCGUGCUGCUGCUCUCUGGCCGCAUCACGCAGCUCAUUCUGCUGGGGCCGCUCCGGCGGAGUGAGUCGGAGCGGUUCGCCGAGCAGCUGUGGUACCAGCUCUUUGACAUGUCCUUUACCCUGACCAUGUUUCCGAUCGACUUUGACCUGCGCUACGUCUUGCUGGCUGCGGUGCUCAAAUUUACCCAGCUGUUCCACAACCUGUGUGGGAUACGCAUCGAGCACAUGGGGCAAGUGCCGGUCCUCCCGCCGGCCUUUCACACGCGCAUGGUUGCCUUGCUUGCGUGGCUCGGCGCGACGGACGUCGCCCUCUGCACACUCACCCUUCUCAUCACGGCGCAGCACUUUGGGCCGGGCAGCUUUAUGGUGUACAUGUCGUCCAUCUCGGUGCUUGCGCUGAUCGACUGCUGCGCGCUCGUGGCCAAGUACGCAUGCGAGUGCUACGAGCUGCGCCAGGACGAGCCGUGGCACGCCAAGAGCCGCUACCUCUUUUUUAUCGACUUGUUCUCGGACCUGCUCAAGUUUAUUACCUAUCCGCUGUGCUACGGCCUGUUUAUCUACUUUGGCGCGAAGCGCGCCACCUUCUUCCUGCCGUUCAGCGCGGUGCGCGACUUUGGGUUCCUGGGCUUUUCGCUGUUCAAAAAGGUGCGCGAGCUGAUGCGCUUCCGCGCAGCGACGCGCGACAUGGAGACGCGGUACCCGACACUCUCGCAAGAAGAAGUGCAGGCACUGCAGGACCCGACGUGCAUCAUCUGCCGGGAGGAGCUGGUCGUCGUCGAGACGACCACCGACGACAACAAUGUCCCCAAGAAGCUCGUGUGCGGACACGCAUUCCACUUCCGCUGCCUGCACUCGUGGCUCGAGCGGCAGCAGAGCUGCCCGACGUGCCGCCGAAAUGUGCUCGAAGACCCGCGCGAGGAGCCGCACGGCACGCAGGGCGAGCACGCGCACGCGGGCGCCGCUCCGGCGCAGGACGAGGGGGCAGGCGAGCCGGCAGACGCGCCGCAGCGCGGCCCAGCUACGCUGCAAGGGCUCCUGACCCGUUUUCCAGCUGCGCCAGGACCUGCGGCCGGUCAGGCGCCGAGGAACGAGGCACUGUUUGCGUCGCCCAGCGCUGCGGCGCGUGCUAUGCUCGACUCGCCGCACCUGGAUCCCCGGACGGUCGAUGGGCACGCGCCGGCUGCCGGUCCUAGUAGGACGGUGACUGCCGAAACGGAUUCGGACGGUGUGGCACCCCAAAGUGGUGCGGCUGACACAGCGGAUCCAUCGAGGCCUCCGGAAGACGCACGCGAGGCGGUGCGCCGUGCCACACUUGCGCGUUUUGGAACGCUUUCCAAAAAGGAUGUGGCUCCUGCGGCCGACGUGCCUACACCGAGUCGGGCCCCCGACCUUGCGGCGCCCACCGUACCUGCAUGUGAACCGAUCACUUUGGAUGCGUCGCACACGGCGCCUGUCGAACAGGGUCCUGCCGAGCAGGUCGAUCAUGGAUCCGCUGCGCCCGCGGCGCCUGCUACUGCCUCCGCCGCGCCCGCGGCUGGGGCUGCCGGUGCACCCCCGGCGGCGCCGAUGCUGAUUCCCUUGUUCGACCCGGCAACCGUCCCCAACUUUGCUCCGACACACACGGCGCAUGCGCUUCCGGGCUGGGUAGGCACCUCCCCUCCUGCGUCUGCGUCUCACGAUACCCAACUGCACGAGCAGCUGCGGCUCUUGCAAGAGUCGCAAAUCCAGAUGCAGCAAUCCAUCGCGCGGCUGGCCGAUGCGCUACAGUCUUCUGACAAAGGCAAAGCACGCACUAGCGAGGAGACAUAG
This is a messenger RNA of Malassezia japonica, 1998 nucleotides long. It is a transcript of the gene HRD1, whose product is annotated as RING-type E3 ubiquitin transferase. Bases 1 to 1998 code for a protein of 665 amino acids. The transcript has a single exon. Gene Ontology annotation, molecular function: zinc ion binding. Lineage: Eukaryota; Fungi; Basidiomycota; Malasseziomycetes; Malasseziales; Malasseziaceae. The record is from RefSeq and is a predicted model, not a curated record.